This is a messenger RNA of Verticillium dahliae VdLs.17, 1464 nucleotides long. RefSeq lists its product as uncharacterized. Bases 1 to 1464 code for a protein of 487 amino acids. Gene Ontology annotation, cellular component: nucleus. Gene Ontology annotation, molecular function: zinc ion binding; DNA binding; DNA-binding transcription factor activity, RNA polymerase II-specific. NCBI's taxonomy places the organism in Eukaryota, Fungi, Ascomycota, Sordariomycetes, Glomerellales, Plectosphaerellaceae. The record is from RefSeq and is a predicted model, not a curated record. The transcript is spliced from 4 exons. Gene Ontology annotation, biological process: DNA-templated transcription; regulation of DNA-templated transcription.
AUGGCUGCCGUGGAGGACGAUGAGCCAAAUUCCAACUCGGCCGGAGAGGACUUUGUUUCCUCGAGGCCAGCCAAAAAGAGACGCCACGACACGGCGCUCACUGAAGCUGCUGAUCCCGACGGGCCUGCAUGUCAAUCGUGUCGCAGAAAGAAGGCCAAGUGCACUAGGCGUCAGCCUUGUUCCGCCUGUGUUCGUUAUAACGUUGAGUGCCUCUACGAUGACCGAAAGAACAAGCCGGGCCUGAGGACUGGCGCCGUUGAGAACCUCAGCCAACGCGUCGCCACGUUGGAAUCCAUGUUUCUCGGCCAGGGAGUUCUCUGGCAGCAGGUUUUCAACCAGCUUAGCUCGCUCACCAGCCAAGAAGAUUCGAGCCCAGGUCGAUCGUCCAAAGAUUCUGGCUUGUCGCUCCAGGAAUGCGCCUCACAUUUGAAAUCGACACUGUCUACCCUGGCAGAGUCCGGCCCUGUCGCCAGAUCUGCUGAGCUCGAUUCGUCACAGUGGCCAGAAUUCCUCCAGAACACAGACACUCGCCCAACGCGACCCAGCGGCGACGCCUGCAAGCGCUGUUUGGCCCUCCCAUACCAGGACUCCGCUUCGUUGCCUCCAACAGAUCUGGUGGAUUCCCUGGUUGAUAUCUAUUUCGCGAACCUGCACCCCUGGAUACCCAUGCUUCAUGUUCGUGAAUUUAGGGAGCGCAUGGCUGACGCUGCUGAGCGCCCUCGGCUGCGAAACAUUUUCCAGGCCAUUGUUUCGACUUGUGCUCGGUUUUCAGAUGAUGCACGUCUCGGUUCGCCGGAAACAAAGGCGCAAAUGACCAAGAGAUACCGACAGGCCGUCAUUGUGGAGAGCAUGGAGUCGUUUUCUGUAGAGAACCUACAAGCACUCAUCAUCUGCGCUUUCGAUACGAUUGGAAGCGGACGUGGUCCAUCAGCUUGGUCUAUCGUUGGCAGCAUGACACGAACAGUAGAACAACUCCAACUCAGUGUCGAAGAAGAUCAAACACCGCCCGCGAGAGCAUUGAUUAAACGAAUUGCGUUUCUGAAGCCAUGCAAGACUUGGGUCGAACUGGAGGAACGACGGCGUGUCUUCUGGAAUACAUUUCUUCUGGACCGCUUUUGUAGCAUCGCAACCGGCUGGAACUUCUCCUUAACAAGUGCCGACGUCAAGAGAAGGCUUCCAUGUGAGGGCGCACUUUGGGAAGCAGGCCAUCCUCUGCAGACACCAACACCGUAUUUCGGAGUUGCCGACCCUUCAAGUGGUACAAAUGGGCCAUUACCAGCUGCUCGCCCCGAAGGCGAAGCCCAGGAUUCGAUAGGAGGGUUUGCUUACUGUAUCGAGGCAACAGAGAGCUUGAGCCUCGUCACAUCAUUCUUUCUACAACAAGCAGUCGAUGUGACAAAGCCACAAGAGGUGCAGAUGUGGCUGCUCAAGUUCAAGCAGCUUGACUUGCGCCUUGUUCAGUAG